AUGCGUGUAGUCUAUUCUGUAAAAGAGAAGGUGCUUAUCGGAAGUUUACUGCAGUUGUAUUUGUAUGCAUCACGUUAUUAUUAAAUUUGAUCGGUUUACGAUUUGAUCAGCUGUAUAACUUUUUUGAGACAUAAUCUUUACAAAAUCUAUUUGCUCGUAAUAACCACUUAAAAUGGUUAAAUUAACUACAGAAUUAAUCCAACAAUCAAUGCAGUAUAUAAAUCCUGUACGAGACAGAGAGUUGGAUCUUCGAGGUUAUAAAAUACCGACAAUUGAAAAUUUAGGAGCCACUCUUGAUCAGUUCGAUACAAUUGAUUUUUCGGAUAAUGAUAUAAGAAAAUUAGAUGGAUUUCCAUUCCUAAAAAGAAUAAAAACUUUAUUUUUCAACAAUAAUAGGAUUGUUAGAAUCGCUGAAGGCUUAGAAAAUUACAUACCUAAUUUGGAAAUAUUAGUACUUACUGGAAAUAUGAUUCAAGAAUUGGGAGAUUUAGAUCCUCUGAUUCCUCUUAAAAAUCUUCAGCAUUUAUGUUUGUUGCAAAAUCCUGUUUCUGCUAAACCACAAUACAGACAGUAUAUAAUAUACAAAUUUCCUCAACUUCGGCUCUUAGAUUGCCGUAAAAUAAAAAUGAAAGAUAGAGCAGAAGCUGUUGAAUACUUCCAAAGUAAACGAGGUAAAGAAAUGGCACGAGAAAUAGCUAAAAAAGCAAAAAUGCAAGCAGCUAUGGGCAACUCUGAUAAAACAGUAAUGAGUGAUGCUGAAAAAAGUAAAAUUAAAAAUGCCAUCUCUAAUGCGACAUCUUUAGAUGAAGUGAGACGAUUAGGAAAAUUGCUUCAAUCAGGAAACCUUCCUAAUGAGGGAGCUCAACAGAACGGAGCCAAUGGCACUGUCGAGGCUAUGCAAGAGGAUGAUGAUUAAGUAUAAAAUUCAAUUAAAAUUUUUUCAUGAUAAUAAAAGCGAUUAAAGUCACACAUACA
This is a messenger RNA of Microplitis demolitor, 975 nucleotides long. It is a transcript of the gene U2A, whose product is annotated as probable U2 small nuclear ribonucleoprotein A'. Gene Ontology annotation, cellular component: U2 snRNP. The transcript has 4 exons. Lineage: Eukaryota; Metazoa; Arthropoda; Insecta; Hymenoptera; Braconidae. The record is from RefSeq and is a predicted model, not a curated record. Bases 173 to 916 code for a protein of 247 amino acids. Gene Ontology annotation, biological process: mRNA splicing, via spliceosome. Gene Ontology annotation, molecular function: U2 snRNA binding; protein binding.